Molecule: messenger RNA, 1109 nt
Organism: Neoarius graeffei (lesser salmon catfish)
Lineage: Eukaryota; Metazoa; Chordata; Actinopteri; Siluriformes; Ariidae
Exons: 7
Coding region: 187-816 (209 amino acids)
Source: RefSeq, a predicted model, not a curated record
GUGUUUGAACUUUACAGCUGUGCUCUCACUCCAGAUGUUUCUUGAGGUCAAAUUUCUCGCGCGGGGCGGAACUGAGGAACAGUGAGUCCAAAAACAAGCAGAGAUCCGCUGCAUGGACAUAUAACACUCAUCUCUACACAACAGCCAUCUCUAUACACUUCGAUUAACAGCACAGGAUAAGCAAAUAUGGCGGAAGAAGGUGAGAUGGAGAGUAUUACCGCUAAUGCCCUCAACACAGGGGGUGAAACAGGAGCACUAAUGGAGGUCAAGUUUCAGAAAAAACCCGAUCAAACCCAGAAGUACCUGGAGGCAGAACCAAAAGCUUUAGGGGUAACACAGAUUAUGCUGAGUCUCUACAUCAUGGGUACCAUAUUUUGCCAUCUGAACACUGAUGUUGACCUCACACUCACACUCAUCCUCAAUCCUAUCUGUUCUUCAGCUAACAUAAUAGCUGGUAGUGUGGCAAUAGCAGCACAGAAUCUUGACCUUACUACACUAAAGGCCUGCUUAGGGAUGCAGCUUGUGGCAUGUGUGAUGUCAGUGAUCAGCUUUUUGAACAGCUUGGGUAACGCUGAGGGUUAUGAUGUCUUUCACAUCUGCUGGGAGAGCUACUUAAAUGGCACAUCACAAACAGACAUGUGUGAGAGGCUGUUGGCCAUCUAUCAGCCUCUGAACGGAACAGAGUGCCUCAUGCAGGUGACCCAGAUUGCUCUCUCUGCCACCUUGGCUGCCUUCUGCUGCAAAGUUAUUCAGUGCUGCUCACCAAGGACCAGUGUUCCUGUUGUUGUGGUGAACGCACCCCCAGGUCCACAAUGAUAGCAGAGUCGCAACCCAUUUAACUCGAGUUUUGUUUUAUACCCACAUGCAUAAUAAAUGUACGUAAAGUACUCACAUAUUUGAUAUGUAUAGAGCCUAAAGGCAACAAACGUAGUUAUAAGACAAUACAAUAAUGUAUGUUGAAUGUGGGCGGCACGGUGGUGUAGUGGUUAGCGCUGUCGCCUCACAGCAAGAAGGUCCGGGUUCGAGCCCCGUGGCCGGCGAGGGCCUUUCUGUGCGGAGUUUGCAUGUUCUCCCCGUGUCCGCGUGGGUUUCCUCCGGGUGCUCCGGUU